AUGCGCACGACACAGACCAGCCAGCGGCGUUUCGCACCUUGCGAGCUGCACUGCGCCUUUGGCUCCGAUGCAGUGAGCUGGGCUCCAGGUGGCCACAGCCACCCUGACACACCACCCAACAUCUAUGAAGGAGGUCUGGGGGCCCAGCAGCAGCAGCAGCAGCAACAGCAGCAACAGCAGCUGCAACAGCAGCAGCAGCAGCAGCAACAGCAGCAGCAGCAGGGCCCCGGUGCCCAGGGAAGCAAGCCCAAGAACUUCCGAUUGCGUCACCUCCGGAGCCUGGCUCUCUACCUGCCAGGCUACAUGCAGCCAGCUGGCCAAUGUGGAGGCCACUGGUUAGGCCGGCUCAUGGCUGGGAGCAGCCUGCCACUGCCUGAAGGCUCGGCGUGGCCCCUGGACCUGCCACAGGGGACCCCGGGUCCAGGUAACAGCCAUUGCUCAGCCCUUCUGGAAGCCCAACUGCCCAGGGACAUCCUGGGAAAUAAAGCUUCCGGUUCCGGCAUGGAUCCAGCCAAGGGUGUCCCCUCCCAGUCUGGUCCCCCUGAGGGCUUGGGACUCAGGCCCAAGAGGUCCUGGAGAGCCCUGGAGGAGACCAUGUGUCCCUUGUGCAAGAGAACCCGCUCUGGGGCCUUGGAGAGGACAUAAGGAGCCCAAGUGCCAGGGCUGGGGACAGCAGGGGAAGGAUGGCCGAGGAGGAGGAGGAGGCCAGGGUUCCUGAGGAAGGGUUCAGUCCCAGCAGCGGCCCUCCCCACUGACAUGGCCCCCAUAGGUGCCCAGCACCAGACCUGGGCUAGUCUGGGGAAAGCAUGAGGAGGGUGGGAGGAGGAAGUCCCAUGGGAGGGACAGAAGAAAUGGAAGCAUGCCCAUGCCCUUGCAGCCUGCCCAAACUCCGGUCAGCCACUUGGACCUGGGAGGCCAGGCUGAGCAGAGAAUCGGGUUCCUGAGAGGCCAGGGAGUCCUCAGGUCUAAUCUCAGUAAAAGCCAAGGCCUGCA
Acomys russatus (golden spiny mouse) is the source of this 993-nucleotide messenger RNA. It is a transcript of the gene C25H16orf90, whose product is annotated as chromosome 25 C16orf90 homolog. Bases 1 to 645 code for a protein of 214 amino acids. Lineage: Eukaryota; Metazoa; Chordata; Mammalia; Rodentia; Muridae. The transcript is spliced from 3 exons. The record is from RefSeq and is a predicted model, not a curated record.